Gossypium arboreum is the source of this 2464-nucleotide messenger RNA. Its product is annotated as O-fucosyltransferase 19-like. The record is from RefSeq and is a predicted model, not a curated record. Gene Ontology annotation, cellular component: cytoplasm. Lineage: Eukaryota; Viridiplantae; Streptophyta; Magnoliopsida; Malvales; Malvaceae. The coding region runs from base 289 to 2148 and encodes 619 amino acids. The transcript is spliced from 8 exons.
UUCUUUUUCAAAGGACGAUAAAAUAUUUGGCAUGAUUGCACACUGAAAAAAAAAAAAAACAUCCGAUUCUCUCAGUGAAGAAAUAAAAUAAGAUGGUAUAGAUUAUAAACAGAAAGGCAGGCAGUGGGAAAAUAAUAUAUUUAAAAAGCAAAAUCUUUUCACACCUCUGUUUCUGCCAUACAUUGCGGAACAAUCCUUUCUCUCCUUUUCUUUUCCGUCUAGUUGUUUCUUCUUCUUCUUCUUCUUCUUCUUCUUCCUUUGCUUUUUCCAUAAACUUCCGGCGACGCCAUGUCGUCGGGAGUUGCCAGCGACUGUGCAAACGGGAAACCAGUAUUAGGUUGUCCCUCCACUACAAGACGACGGGUCUCAGAUCUUCCAAUAACACCGGAGUCCGACAGCAAUAACUUAUCUUCGUCUUCGGACCACCACGCCCUCGCCUAUAACGAUGAAGAGGCCGACAACCCCAACGGCUUGCAAUCCAUGAUAAGGAAUCUGCUGCUUCGCAGGAAGUUAUUAUCAUUAUUCUCUUGGGUCUCUGAUACGUGUCAUUGGGCGUUUGUUAUGGCUCACAGUUUAAGAUCCGGCAGGAAUGCUGGCCGUAACAUCCUCUCAGCUCUGCUGUUGGUGGCGGUUGUUUUGUUUUUUCUCAAAGCCUCGCGUCUCAGUAAUCACGCCAAAUGGGGAAGAGAUAACGGCUUGUUGAUCUUGCAAACGUUCACAGAGGAUCGGACCUUGGCCCAACACAUUAUUGCCGAGACCAAUGUCGAAUCCCAAGCUGAACACUCCAUGCCUAAAGGCGUUAUUGAAAGGACCCCAGAAAUUUGGAGGAAACCAGACAGUGAAAAGUAUCAUCAAUGUGUAUCCCGACCUAAGAAUCGGAUAAGGACGGGAUCAAAGACUAAUGGCUAUAUUAUCGUUCAUGCCAAUGGUGGACUAAAUCAAAUGAGAACGGGAAUUUGUGAUAUGGUUGCUGUUGCCAGGAUAAUGAAUGCCACUUUGGUUCUUCCUUCUCUUGAUCAUGAUUCAUUUUGGAAAGAUCCAAGUGAUUUCAAGGAUAUUUUUGACUGGAAGCACUUCAUCAAUGUGCUGAAAGAUGACAUUGAGAUUGUUGAGCAUCUACCCCUUAGUUACAUAACAAUGAAGCCCUUUGUAAUGGCUCCUGUUUCCUGGUCACAGGCUAGUUACUACAGAAGGGAGGUGCUUCCGUUACUAAAGCGACAUAAGGUGAUCAAGUUCACUCACACUGAUUCGAGGCUCGCUGAUAAUGGCCUUGCAACCUCCAUUCAAAGGCUAAGGUGCCGUGCCAAUUAUGAGGCUCUCCGCUAUACGAUAGAGAUAGAGGAUCUUGGGCAGACUUUAGUUGACAGACUAAGGAAAAAUAAUGAGCCAUACAUUGCUUUACAUUUAAGGUAUGAGAAAGAUAUGCUUGCUUUCACGGGCUGCAUCCAUAACCUUACUGCUGAAGAAGGUGAUGAACUCACGGUAAUGAGAUACAAUGUCAAACACUGGAAGGAGAAAGAGAUAGAUAGUGAAGAACGGCGAAGCCAAGGGGGAUGUCCAAUGACCCCUAGGGAAGCAGCCAUGUUUCUCAAGGCAAUGGGUUACCCUUCCACCACGCCUGUCUAUAUUGUUGCCGGAGAAAUUUAUGGCAGCAACAGCAUGGCAACACUACGUGCCGAUUAUCCAAAUAUCUUUUCUCAUUCUACUUUGGCAACUGAGGAAGAGUUGGAAUUGGUCAAGUCAUACCAGAAUCGCCUAGCUGCAUUGGAUUAUAUUGUGGCAUUUGAAAGCGAUGUCUUUGUUUAUACAUAUGAUGGGAAUAUGGCUAAAGCAACGCAGGGUCACCGAAGGUUUGAAGGAUUUCGAAAGACAAUCAACCCCAACAGACAAAAUUUUGUCAAACUCAUCGAUCAGCUAGAUGCGGGUGUAAUAUCUUGGGAAGAGUUUUCUUUGGAAGUAAAGAGUUUACAUUUCGACAGGCUUGGAGCGCCGUACCUAAGACAGCCGGGGGAGUCACCACGACUGGAGGAGAAUUUUUAUGCAAAUCCUCUUCCUGGAUGCAUCUGCAAAAGAUCCCAGGAAAAGCAAACUAGCAGCCUGAAGCUUGAGCGGACCUUGAGUUCAGUUCAAAGACGGUAUUUAAGGUAGUCAAUCGUGUCAGUUGAAUUAUACACUGCAUUUUAAAUUCUUUGAUUCUGGUGGUUUCCCCUGGUAAAGAGACUUGCAGCAAUCACCUACUAGGCUGUGAAAUCUUGUGGUUUCCGAUUUCUCACUUGAAUUAUACAGUAGCUAUUUGAGUUUUUGUUAGAGGACCGAAACCAGCAACUUAGGUAAGCAGAGAAGAUGAUGUAUAAUUCUGGGGCAAAUCAGGCUAGUUCUACAGGCACACGACCAUAUAUGUCACACUGGAAUCAUGAUAUUGAUUUAUUCGUUAUUCUUUCAAUAAUUGAUUGUAGAAACAUAA